Fomitiporia mediterranea MF3/22 is the source of this 777-nucleotide messenger RNA. RefSeq names its product RNA-binding domain-containing protein. Gene Ontology annotation, biological process: regulation of mRNA stability involved in response to oxidative stress. The coding region runs from base 1 to 777 and encodes 258 amino acids. Gene Ontology annotation, molecular function: mRNA binding. The transcript is spliced from 3 exons. Lineage: Eukaryota; Fungi; Basidiomycota; Agaricomycetes; Hymenochaetales; Hymenochaetaceae. The record is from RefSeq and is a predicted model, not a curated record. Gene Ontology annotation, cellular component: cytoplasm; post-mRNA release spliceosomal complex; nucleus.
AUGAAGACCCUACCUACCUCUCCAAACACGGUUUCUCUGUCUCCGACUCCGACAUCCGGCCAUACGUCACCGGGCAGUCCGUCCGCGAGCGUAACCUCGACAGCACCGACUGCCUUGCCGAGCGAUGAAGAGGUGGAGGCAGUGAUCAAGCAAGCAACUUCGACCAUCCCGACUCCUGAUGGACGACCACCCCCCGGAAAGGACACGCGGACGCAGCUGUUUGCAGGAAACCUUCCCUAUCGCGUCCGCUGGCAGGACCUCAAGGACCUCUUCCGCCGCGCCGGUACCGUCCUCCGCGCUGACGUUUCGCUUAGCCCCGACAAUCGCUCGCGUGGCUAUGGCACCGUCCUCCUCGCGUCGGCAGAAGACGCUGGCCGUGCUGUCGACAUGUUCAACGGCUACAACUGGCAAGGUCGUGUGUUAGAAGUCCGCCUCGACAGGCUCGGAGCUGUUCCUGGUGCAGACAUGGAUGCUAAUCCGGCUGCUAUUAUCCCGGGAGCACCGUUACCCGGCUUACCGAUAGGCGUGAACAUAAACGGGCUGAAUGCAAGCCUGGGUGGAAUCGCAUCUGUCGCGUUGAAUGGCGUACAUCUACCGUUUCAUUGUCAGUGGCAAGAUUUAAAAGACCUGUUUCGACAAGCAGGCACUAUCCUGCGAGCUGAUGUAUCGCUGGGUCCGGACGGACGCUCAAGAGGGUUUGGAACGGUAACAUACGCCAACGAAAUCGACGCAGAAAGAGCAGUAGCAAUGUUCAACGGGUAUGCACUUCUGUCUUAG